CAACCAGCAAAAAGGACCAUCAAAGGCCUCAUAUACCAGUGGUUAACACAUUUGUAUAAAAGACGUACCCGAACAUAUCACCAGACGCGCACUGGACGCAUCCUCGACGCAUUAAACAAGCUUGAUCACUUGAUAACAUUGCUUGUUUCCUCUUGCAAUUUGUAAAGCACUCUAGCCACUUGUACCUGGGACGAAGUUGAGCUGUCACACUGGCACCAAUUAAUAAUAAAAAACUGUUUGUCUUUGGAGGGAGGUUCCCCGGAACUUUCCAACUGGGCUGUAUGUCUCCCGAUCUUGAGUCAAUUUUUGCCGAGUUGGGAUUGUCCCAGUAUCUUGGUGCAUUCGUUGAGCAAGGUUUCGAUGAGUGGGAUAUCAUUCUUGACAUCCAGGAGUCAGAUCUAGAUGCACUGGGUGUCAAACUAGGCCACCGGAGGAAGCUCCAGAGAAGGAUAGCUAAUGCCCGAGGCAUUUCCCCAUCGGUGUCAUUGGUGACUUCUGUCAGACCAACCAGUGAGGAUGCAAAAUCGGAUAGUGUGCAACCUGAGCCCACUCGGACGGAACUACCGCCCGAAGGACAAGGUGUUGCCAAGCGAAAGUAUCGGCGUCACCCUAAGCCUGACGAGAAUGCCCCUGAGAGACCUCCGUCAGCAUAUGUAUUGUUUUCCAACAAAAUGAGGGAAGACUUAAAAAGCCAAAAUCUCACGUUCACAGAAAUUGCAAAACUCGUCGGAGAGAAUUGGCAAAACCUGAAUGCAAGCGAAAAGGAGGCAUACGAAAGCCAAGCAAAUGCCGAUAAGGAGAAGUACCACCGUGACUUGAUGGAAUACAAGAAAACGGCCGACUAUCGGAAGUAUAUGCAAUAUCUCCACGAGUUCAAGGAAAAGCAGGCCAAACGUACUCAAGCCGAUGUCUCUAAGAGGACAAAAUUGGAUCCCGUUCGGUUACGACACAGCAGCAGCAGCAGCAGCACCAUGACACCGGGGGGCAACACUUCGAGCGGCAGUGGUAGCGAGAGGUUACAGGGUAGUGAGCCACCACCUUGUCGGCGAGAAAGGUUGAAUUCGAUUGCAUCGAUAGCUGAAUCGCAGCAUUCAUCGGCCACGCCAACUCUUUUAUCCCAGGCUAACUCGAACGACGAGACCAUGUCAUCACCCCAGGCCGCCCACUUCGAUGCUGGAAGUCCACGGGAGCCCCAUUACCAAGCUCCCAAGCGCCAGCAGUCCUGGCGAGAAGGAGGUCGGGGGGUAGAAGUUUCACAUCAACAUCUACCAUCGUUGUCCAACAUGCUCGAAGAUGGCAGGAAAGGGAUGCAAGUCCCAUCCGGGUCGGAAGGGAAUCCUUAUUCGAGUGGUUUUGUUGCCGCGAACCACCCUAGGUCGGUACCCGAAGUCCCCAACGUGCUUCCAUCGGCGCCGCCCAAGCCCCCUCUCCUCCGACACGAGCCGUCUUCCAGCAGCAGUAUUGGUUCAGUGAGUCCAGCAGCGGGCUUUGCACGGACUCCCGGCGAAGGACCACUCCCAAUCCACGCUCUCCUUUCCCACCAUCAGACGCUGCCGACACCAGUUGUUGCCGCCAACGCGGCCAUGUUCGAACGGGGUUCUCCUAUUUCCGGAUUGGGUACUGGCUCUCAACCAUUGCCACCCACUGGCCCUCCAGCCAGGAAUGACGAAUAUAUGGCGGACAGCGAUGUACCAAUGACGCCGGCACCUGAUCUGAUCGCCCCAAUCGAGGAUCGCUCCUUCAAGACUCGCUUCGAUGGCAUGAGCGUCUUGCUAAGAGCUGGUGAGCUUGUCGAAAAACACGAACGAGACGAACGACGAUGAGGAGCGACGACAAUGAAAUUAUGCUCGUAGCAUACUGUUGGUGUAUUCGACAUCAAAACGCUUGUAUCCAGAUGUGUCGAGGUGCAGCUU
Molecule: messenger RNA, 1913 nt
Organism: Fusarium oxysporum Fo47
Lineage: Eukaryota; Fungi; Ascomycota; Sordariomycetes; Hypocreales; Nectriaceae
Exons: 7
Coding region: 282-1823 (513 amino acids)
Biological process (GO): regulation of gene expression
Cellular component (GO): nucleus
Molecular function (GO): protein binding
Source: RefSeq, a predicted model, not a curated record